AUGAAUUCCUUAAUUCCGAUUUUGCACAAGACAAAUGUGGUAGGAACAUUGAACAUGUUGGGGCUGGCGAAGCGGGUCGGUGCGCGGUUUUUGCUAACGAGUACCAGUGAGGUGUACGGCGAUCCAUUGCAACACCCGCAAGUCGAAACCUACUGGGGCAACGUCAAUCCAAUAGGCGUUCGAAGCUGUUACGAUGAGGGAAAACGCACUGCUGAAACGUUGACCAUGGAUUAUCACAGAGGAGCUGGUGUUGAGGUGAGAAUUGCUAGGAUCUUCAACACUUAUGGACCUCGUAUGUGCAUUGACGAUGGUCGUGUUGUUAGCAACUUUGUUGCCCAGGCUUUGAGGAAGGAGCCAUUGACUGUUUAUGGUGAUGGAAAGCAGACAAGGAGUUUUCAAUAUGUUUCUGAUUUGGUUGAGGGGCUCAUGCGCUUGAUGGAAGGAGAACAUGUUGGACCUUUCAAUCUUGGAAACCCGGGUGAAUUCACCAUGCUUGAACUUGCUCAGGUGGUUCAAGAAACAAUUGAUCCUAAUGCUAAGAUAGAAUUCAGACCCAACACAGAGGAUGAUCCACACAAGAGGAAGCCUGAUAUUUCUAAGGCGAAGGAGUUGCUGGGUUGGGAGCCUAAAGUGCCUCUUCGUAAGGGUCUCCCAAUGAUGGUCACUGACUUCAGUCAACGCAUCUUUGGGGACCACAAGGAACGUGGUUCCUCGACAUCCUCAACAUAA
Fraxinus pennsylvanica is the source of this 729-nucleotide messenger RNA. Lineage: Eukaryota; Viridiplantae; Streptophyta; Magnoliopsida; Lamiales; Oleaceae. The record is from the annotation of a GenBank genome assembly.